Messenger RNA from Cebus imitator (Panamanian white-faced capuchin), 4192 nucleotides. RefSeq names its product CWC22 spliceosome associated protein homolog (gene CWC22). The record is from RefSeq and is a predicted model, not a curated record. Gene Ontology annotation, cellular component: catalytic step 2 spliceosome. Gene Ontology annotation, biological process: mRNA splicing, via spliceosome. The coding region runs from base 402 to 3104 and encodes 900 amino acids. Lineage: Eukaryota; Metazoa; Chordata; Mammalia; Primates; Cebidae. The transcript is spliced from 20 exons. Gene Ontology annotation, molecular function: protein binding; RNA binding.
AAUUCCGCUUUCGUCAUUUCCGCCAACACAAGUGCUGGAUUUCGGACUUUGUAGUUCAUGUCAACUUCUCUUUUUGUCGCCAUUUUGGUAAGAAGACAGUGUGCCUGAAUCGACCACUUUGACUCUGGUAUUAUGAUAUGGUAUUUGAAAUAAGUUAAAAGGAUAACGUGUCAAGCCAGUUGAGCGUCAAGUUUUUAUGUAUUUCACUAUCCGCAUUCUUCCUACUGUCGGUCGUCGGGAAAAGGAAGUGACGUACGUCCGGUGUAAUGGCGGCGCGGUGGAGCUCUAGGUGAUAUUUGCAGACAGAAAAAGUACACUGUCAAGGAAUUCAGAGCAUUGAGUACUUGUUAUUUGGACCAGUUGGAGGAGUCUUUGAUUUAUUGGACCAACCAGCAACAGAAAUGAAAAGUAGUGUGGCACAGAUAAAACCUUCUGGUCAUGACAGAAGGGAAAACCUUAAUUCGUAUCAGAGGAACUCCUCCCCAGAAGACAGAUAUGCAGAACAAGAAAGAUCCCCCCGGGAUAGAGAUCACUUUGAUUACAGCAGAUCAGACCAUGAGCAUUCAAGAAGAGGACAUUCUUAUGAUAGUAGCACGGAGUCACGAAGCAGGGACCGAGAAAAACGCAGAGAAAGAGAAAGAGAUCCGGAUCGGAAAAGGUCCCGGAAAUCCCCAUCUCCUGGGAGGAGAAACCCAGAAACAUCAAUAACUCAGAGUUCCUCUGCUCAGGAUGAACCUGCUACAAAGAAAAAGAAAGAUGAGCUGGAUCCUCUUCUUACUCGCACUGGUGGAGCAUAUAUUCCUCCUGCAAAGCUCAGGAUGAUGCAAGAACAAAUUACAGAUAAAAACAGCUUAGCAUAUCAGAGGAUGAGUUGGGAGGCCCUAAAGAAGUCAAUUAAUGGCCUUAUCAACAAAGUCAACAUUUCCAACAUAAGUAUUAUAAUUCAAGAGCUUCUUCAAGAAAAUAUAGUUAGAGGAAGAGGACUGCUGUCCAGGUCUGUUUUGCAAGCACAGAGUGCGUCUCCAAUCUUCACCCAUGUUUAUGCAGCAUUAGUGGCAAUUAUUAACUCAAAAUUUCCACAAAUUGGAGAAUUGAUCCUCAAGAGGUUAAUUCUUAAUUUUCGAAAAGGCUACCGAAGAAAUGAUAAGCAACUUUGUCUGACUGCUUCAAAAUUUGUGGCACAUCUUAUUAACCAAAAUGUGGCACAUGAAGUUUUGUGCUUAGAGAUGCUCACUUUGCUCCUGGAAAGACCAACAGAUGAUAGUGUUGAAGUAGCUAUUGGCUUUCUCAAGGAAUGUGGCCUCAAAUUAACACAAGUGUCACCAAGAGGAAUCAAUGCUAUAUUUGAACGCCUUCGAAACAUUCUGCAUGAGUCUGAAAUUGACAAAAGAGUUCAAUAUAUGAUUGAAGUGAUGUUUGCUGUACGGAAAGAUGGAUUCAAGGACCACCCCAUUAUCCUAGAAGGUCUUGAUUUGGUGGAAGAAGAUGAUCAGUUCACCCACAUGCUGCCUUUGGAGGAUGACUAUAAUCCGGAAGAUGUUCUUAAUGUUUUCAAGAUGGAUCCUAAUUUUAUGGAGAAUGAAGAGAAGUACAAAGCUAUUAAGAAAGAAAUUCUUGACGAGGGAGACAGUGACUCAAAUACAGACCAAGAUGCUGGGAGUAGUGAAGAGGAAGAGGAAGAAGAAGAGGAAGAGGGAGAAGAAGAUGAAGAAGGACAAAAAGUGACUAUUCAUGACAAAACAGAAAUUAACCUGGUCUCAUUUCGUCGUACAAUUUAUCUUGCUAUUCAGUCAAGUUUAGAUUUUGAAGAAUGUGCUCACAAAUUGCUGAAAAUGGAGUUUCCCGAAAGCCAAACAAAAGAACUCUGUAACAUGAUACUUGAUUGCUGUGCCCAGCAGAGGACGUAUGAAAAAUUUUUUGGCUUAUUAGCUGGGCGAUUUUGCAUGCUAAAAAAAGAGUACAUGGAAUCCUUUGAGAGUAUAUUCAAAGAACAGUAUGACACCAUCCAUCGCUUGGAAACAAACAAAUUGAGAAAUGUUGCUAAGAUGUUUGCUCACCUUUUAUACACUGAUUCACUUCCAUGGAGUAAAGUUUUUCCUGACUCCACUGAGUUGUUUCAGUGUGGUGCUGAAAACCAAAUGUCCAAAACCACCUUGUACUCAAUCUGUUUUCUUUUGUUUAUUUUUGUUUUUAGAACCCUACAGCCGUUCUUUGAAGGUUUAUUACCCCGAGAUAAUCCAAGAAACACUCGAUUUGCCAUCAACUUCUUUACUUCUAUAGGUCUUGGAGGUUUAACGGAUGAACUACGUGAGCAUCUCAAAAAUACACCAAAGGUCAUUGUGGCACAGAAACCAGAUGUUGAGCAAAAUAAAUCCUCCCCAUCCUCUUCCUCUUCAGCGUCCUCCUCUUCAGAGUCUGACUCCUCUGACUCCGAUUCUGACAGCAGUGGUAGCAGUUCAGAAUCUUCCAGUGAAGAGAGCGAUUCUUCGUCUACCGGUAGUCAUAGCUCUGCCUCAGCUAAUGAUGUAAGAAAGAAGGGACAUGGGAAGACCAGAAGUAAAGAAAUAGAUAAAUUGAUCAGAAACCAGCAAACAAAUGAUAGGAAACACAAAGAAAGAAGACAAGAACAAAGGCACCAGGAAACAAGGACUGAGAGAGAAAGAAGACCAGAAAAACACAGAGAUCAAAAUUCAAGAGAUUCAAAUUGGAGAGAUCCUAUAACAAAGUACACAUCAGACAAAGGUGUUCCUUCUGAACGAAAUAACUACAAUAGAGUUGUGAAUGACAUAAACCAAGAAAUGCAUAUAGAUUUGGAAAAUAAGCAUGGUGAUCCCAAAAAGAAGAGAGGAGACAGAAGAAAUUCUUUUUCUGAAAAUGAGAAGCAUAGACACCGAAAUAAGGAUAAUGAAAAUUUUAGAAGAAAAGAUAGAUCAAAGUCAAGGGAAACAAAUAGAAAACACUCUGGCUCAAGAAGUGAUGAAGACAGAUAUCAGAAUGGUGCCGAGAGACGUUGGGAAAAAUCUAGCAGAUACUCUGAACAAUCCAGAGAAUCAAAGAAAAAUCAGGACCGGCGGAGAGAAAAGUCUCCAACAAAACAAAAAUAAUUCUACAAAAUGACAUAAACUGGACAUGCCUUAUAUUCAGUUGAAGCAUAUUAUUUUAUACUUUCAUUGGCGAACUUUAUAGAGAAUUCUUGUAUAAAGUAAUGGUUUGUAUUUGUAAAUUUAAAACAUGUUUUCAUGUUUUAUAAUUGAUACAUCUCAAGGCCCUACACAUAAAAUUAUUUGAGAAGAUUCACCAGAAAUGGAUGUAAGUCUCACUUAUAUUUUAUGAAUAAAAUUAUCAAAUUGCUCAUUGAUUCAGUCAUUUUCUUUAAUUGACAAAAUUUUUUUUUGAAUCAAGAAGCUGUUACAGUGAAUUAUUAGGGCUUUUCUUAUUUCUAACUGAAGACCGAAACAGGUGAACCUUUUCAAUUUAACAUUUUUGCUUUGUUAAUGAGAUGUGAUGAACCUUUUUUAAGUGGUCACUUCUUUUUUAAAGCAGAGGAUUUAUUACAAUGUUCAUAUUAGGCUUUGAACAAAGUAAGUAAUGUGUAAUUUGUUCACAAGUGCUGGUAAAGCGAGGUGUGUGUUAGUCUUUAAACCAACACACGGUUGUUUAUAAUUAGGACUACUCCCGCAGGCAACAUUUCUUCUCUGUGGACUGCUUGAUGUCAUUUAAUUGAAAUUCUUUGUGAUUAGUACAUUUUUCUCGGCCUUGAAGUUUUGUCACUGUUGAUGAAUUAAUAUGUAUUUAAUUUUUAAUUUCCAUUAAUAGAUCAUUGGAAAACACACAGUUGUGAGAUAUGCAAGCAGCCUAACUAAUUUGUUUUUUAUACGAAUUUUAAGGGUUUCCAUCAUUGUAACUGUCACCGAUUAAUUAACAUGACCAUAUUAUUUAUUACUUUUGAAAUAAAUAUUACCUCUGAGAUCUUAGACUUGCUGGCAAACAUUUGACCUUACUUGGUAAAUGUGGACUUCUUGUGCUUGCUCACCUUAAAGGUGCAUAUAGUUUGUUUUAGCCAAUGUUUGGUUUCAGGAAUACUGAGGCCACCAUUUUAAUGUUUAGUUUUUGGGCAUAUGCUAAUUCAAAAUGUUUCCUAUUUUUGUUGUUUAACUUGAGUAUAAGUAACAAUAAAAUUCAUGUAAUUAAA